Molecule: messenger RNA, 273 nt
Organism: Penicillium hordei
Lineage: Eukaryota; Fungi; Ascomycota; Eurotiomycetes; Eurotiales; Aspergillaceae
Product: Carboxylesterase type B
Exons: 1
Coding region: 1-273 (90 amino acids)
Source: RefSeq, a predicted model, not a curated record
AUGAAGCCCGCACUGUAUCUCUUGGGUACCUCAUCUGUCUUCUACAAUGGACAGGGCUCUGACUCCUCCUUAAAUGCCACAAUUGUACAACCUACGCAACGGCAGAUCGUGCAGUUUGUCAAAGCGGGGAAUCAAAACGCCAAGGAAGACCCCCAUGUGCCUCUUUAUCACGGACAAGCCCAGGUGCUUUCUCUGGGAGACGACGGGGUGCACAUCAAGCCAACCUUGACCAAUAUAGACCGGUGUACGUAUGAGCACAAGGUCGAAUUUUGA